UUGCGGCUCUAUCUGGAGAGCACUCGAGGACGGGACGUCACCAACCACCUGUUUGAGCAGAUCCACUGGAUCAUGGUGCAGUCGCUCAAAGCCGUGGCUGUGAGUCCAGAUCAUGAGGAGCGAUUGUUCUGAUGAAGCAUAAAGCUCUCAAUCACAAUAAUGUGUUCCUCUUACCGUCUGCAGCCCGUCAUGAACAACGACAAGCACUGCUUCGAGUGUCACGGCUAUGACAUCAUCAUCGAUGACAGGCUCCAGCCGUGGCUGAUCGAGGUGAACGCGUCUCCAUCUCUCACCUCCAGCAUGGCCAACGACCGCAUCCUGAAGUACAACCUGAUCAGCGACAUGCUGAACAUCGUCACGCCCAACGGAGAGAUCCCCGACUGUCGCUGGAACCGCAGCCUGCCCAAAGAGGCUCUGGGACACUAUCAAGUGCUAUACGACGAGGAGCAGGCUCUGAGCGAGAGCGCCGACCUCAGGAGCCGCUCGGGGCCGUCACUGGGGUCAAAGGGCAGCAGGAAGUGA
Molecule: messenger RNA, 522 nt
Organism: Megalobrama amblycephala (Wuchang bream)
Lineage: Eukaryota; Metazoa; Chordata; Actinopteri; Cypriniformes; Xenocyprididae
Product: polyglutamylase complex subunit TTLL1-like
Exons: 3
Biological process (GO): microtubule cytoskeleton organization; protein polyglutamylation
Cellular component (GO): cilium
Molecular function (GO): tubulin binding; metal ion binding; ATP binding
Source: RefSeq, a predicted model, not a curated record